Messenger RNA from Trichogramma pretiosum, 6179 nucleotides. RefSeq lists its product as uncharacterized. The record is from RefSeq and is a predicted model, not a curated record. The transcript is spliced from 3 exons. Bases 1 to 6156 code for a protein of 2051 amino acids. Lineage: Eukaryota; Metazoa; Arthropoda; Insecta; Hymenoptera; Trichogrammatidae.
AUGAUUGUUACUGUAUAUGCUACAAGUUGGGCUCGAAGUUAUUUUAAUACUGAUGAUUUGUCGAUCAAUGUACGUGAAAAUAAGAAUUUGAACGGCAAUGAAAAUUUAAGGCUUGAUUUGGCAUCAACUAGUCGACCUUUGCAUACUGUCGAUGUUCAAAAUCAAAAUCUACCAUUAACUAGAAAUUAUAUAUUGUCAGAUAUCAUACAGAGUUUUCGCAAUAAAAAUUGGAAGUUAGAUGAUAAAAAUGGGUUUAGUGACGAAAAAAAGAGCGAAAAACGUGGAAUGGAUAACGCGAGUGGUGGAGUUUCUGAUGAAUUUUCGAGUAGACGGCAACUUCCUGAAAAAAAGUUGGCAUUAAAACAUAAGCUGUAUGAAGAAUUAACAACUAAAUCAAGUGAAAGUGCAAGAAAAAAAGCUGAACCUCUACAGGGAAGUAUUAUUUUUGAUUCUCACGAGGAUACGGUUACGGCGAGUAGCUCAGCCAUUAUGACCCCAGAUAUUGAUGACAAUCAUAAUAAUGAUAAUUUGGAGGUAGGAUUUGAUUCGUCUCAUAAUCAUCCGCAAAUAUCAGUUACUGAUAAACCAAUAUCAGGAAAAAAAAUUGAAAAAUUGCAAGGAACGAUCAAUUCAGAUGAUAGCGAUCGAUUGAAAUACGAAGAUAAUGGUGCUGAAAUACCAAAAGCUACGAGUGGAUUAGCAGGCAGUACUAGACCAUCUAUUUCACAAAUUUCCAAUUCUGUAACAAGUAAAAAUCUAAAUGGAACAAAAAUUCCGCAUUCUGUUGAAAAUCCUAAGUUUGAUGAAAAAUCGGCCAAUGAAAAUACUUCAUUGCUCCAAAAAGUCGGCCCCGUACUGAAGAAAAAAGAAUUGCCUAAAAGUGAAGAGACCAUCAGUGGAUUGGCAGGUAGCAGUGGAACAUCAAUUUCGCAAAUAGCCGAUCCUAUAACAGGGAAAGUUAUGGAAACAGAUAAACAAACAACGUCUGCAAAGAAUAAAAAAACAGGUGACGAGUCGAGCCCAGUAAAGAAAGAUAAGCUACCCAAUAAAAAUGUAACGAAACUCAUCAGUCCAAUAUCCAUUCACUCCGGUACCCAGCUGGUAAAUUCGGAAAAAAAUCCUAAAGUGAUUAAUUUGACGGCUCCCGAAGGACAGAAAAUGUUAGUAAGCAAUAAUAAAACCCAACCAUUAGAUUCAAAAUCCAUUAAAAAAUCGAUACCAUUGAUUCAUGAAGAUGAUAAUAAAUCUAUGAAAAAGACCAAAGCUUCAAAUCCCGAAGAUAAAAAACUAGUAAAUAUUACAGUUCCUCCGAACGCUAGCACCCGUAAUGUUGCAGUGCCGAAAAGCCUUAUCGGUCCUAGCAAUGAAAAGAAAACUAGUGGAUUGUCGGGAAGUAGUGGACCAGCAAUUUCACAGAUUUUAGAUCCUGUCUCUGGUAAGAACAAAGGCAUUCGUGGAUCUUCGAGUAAUAAACAAGCCAUAGAGCCAAGUAAUUCAACAGCACCCGUGAAACAAGAUGAAAAAAUCAACAAUACUAUCGCAGCACCUGUAAAUCAUACUGGGUUAAAUAAAAAACCUUCUUUGAUUCUUAGCAACAAAACGCCAGCUGCUUCGAAGACAGUUAUUCCUGUAACACAAAAUAAAAAACAAGUUAAUGCUACUGUUUUGCCUAGUGCUAGCACUCGUGACGUUGUGGUGCUGAAAAACCAUACGGACCGCAGCAAUGAGAAGAAAACUAGUGGAUUAGCGGGAAGUAGUGGACCAGCAAUUUUACAGAUUUCAGAUCCUGUCUCUGGUAAGAACCGAGGCAUUCGUGGAUCUUCUAAUGAUAAACAAGCCAUAGAGCCAAGUAAUUCAACAGCACCCAUGAAACAAGAUGAAAAAAUCAACAAUACUAUCGCAGCACCUGUAAAUCAUACUGGGUUAAAUAAAAAACCUUCUUUGGUUCCUAGCAACAAAACAGCACCAGCUUCCAAGACAGUUAUUCCUGUAACAGAAAAUAAAAAACCAGUAGAUUCUACGGUUAUGCCGAGUGCUAGCACUCGUGACGUUGUGGUGCUGAAAAAUCAUACUGACCCUAGCACUGAAAAAAAAACCAGUGGGUUGGCUGCAAGUAGUGGACCAACGAUAUUACAAGUUUCGGAUCCUGUGUCUGGUCAAAACAAAGGCAUUGGUGGAUCUUCUGGAUCUGGAAAGGAUAUAAAGCCCACUAAUCUGACAGCACCCGUACAAAAUGAUAAUAAAAUUCACAAAAAUGGCACUUAUCCAGUCAGUCAGAUAAAUUCGAAUAAAACUCUUCCUCUGGUUCCUGGCAACAAAACAACACCGGCUCCCAAGAAAGUUAAUCCUGUAAUAAAAAAUAAAAAACCAGUAAAUGCUACGGUUAUGCCGAGUGCUAGCACUCGUGACGUUGUGGUGCUGAAAAACCAUACGGACCCCAGCAAUGAGAAGAAAACCAGUGGGUUGGCUGCAAGUAGUGGACCAACGAUAUUACAACUUUCGGAUCCUGUGUCUGGUCAAAACAAAGGCAUUGGUGGAUCUUCUGGAUCUGGAAAGGAUAUAAAGCCCACUAAUCUGACAGCACCCGUACAAAAUGAUAAUAAAAUUCACAAAAAUGGCACUUAUCCAGUCAGUCAGCUAAAUUCGAAUAAAACUCUUCCUCUCGUUCCUGGCGAAAAAAUAGCACCAGCUUCCAAGACAGUUAGUCCUGUAAUAAAAAAUGAAAAACCAAUAAAUGCUACUGUUAUGCCGAGUACUAGCACUCGUGACGUUGUGGUGCUGAAAAACCAUACGGACCCCAGCAAUGAGAAGAAAACUAGUGGAUUGGCGGGAAGUAGUGGACCAGCAAUUUUACAGAUUUCAGAUCCUGUCUCUGGUAAGAACAAAGGCAUUCGUGGAUCUUCUAGUAAUAAACAAGCUAUAGAACCAAGUAAUUCAACAGCACCCAUGAAACAAGAUAAAAAAAACAACAAUACUAUCGCAGCACCUGUAAAUCAUACUGGGUUAAAUAAAAAACCUUCUUUGGUUCCUAGCAACAAAACAGCACCAGCUUCCAAGACAGUUAGUCCUGUAAUAGAAAAUGAAAAGCCAAUAAAUGCUACUGUUUUGCCGAGUGCUAGCACUCGUGACGUUGUGGUGCUGAAAAACCAUACUGAGCCUAGCACUGAAAAAAAAACUGGUGGAUUUGCUGGAAGUAGUGGGCCAUCCGUUUUACAGAAUUCGAGUCCUGUGUCUGGUGAAAAUAAAAGCAUUAGUGGAUCUUCUGGAUCUGAAAAGGAUAUAAAGCCAACUAAUCCGACAGUACCCGUACAAAAUGAUAUUAAAAUCCACAAAAAUGGCACCUUUCCAAUCAGUCAGAUAAAUUCGAAUAAAACUCUUCCUCUCGUUCCUGGCGACAAAACAGCACCAGCUUCCAAGACAGUUAGUCCUGUAUUAAAAAAUCAAAAACCAGUAAAUGCUACUGUUAUGCCGAGUACUAGUAGUCGUGACGAUGUGGUGCUGAAAAACCAUACGGACCCCAGCAAUGAGAAGAAAACUAGUCGAUUGGCGGGAAGUAGUGGACCAGCAAUUUUACAGAUUUCAGAUCCUGUCUCUAGUGAGAACAAAGGCAUAAGUGGAUCUUUCGGAUCUAAAAAAGAAAUGAAGCCAACUAAUUUGACUGAGCUCGUAAAACAAGAUGAUAAUAUUGCAGAUACUGUCAAGGUACCCAUGAAUAAAACUAAGUUAAGUAAACCUCAUCCUUUGGCUCACGACAAUCAAAUCACAGAUAUGCCGAAGACAGUCAUUCCUGUACUACAAAGUAAGAAACCAGUAAAUGCUACGAUUUCGCCUAGUGCUAGCAUUCGUGACGUUGUGGCGUUGAAAAACCAUACUGACCCUAGCAAUGAUAAAAAGACCAGUGGGUUGGCUGCAAGUAGUGGUCCAACGAUAUUACAAGUUUUGGAUCCUGUGUCUGGUCAAAACAAAGGCAUUGGUGGAUCUUCUGGAUCUGGAAAGGAUAUAAAGCCCACUAAUCUGAUAGCACCCGUACAAAAUGAUAAUAAAAUUCACAAAAAUGGCACUUAUCCAGUCAGUCAGAUAAAUUCGAAUAAAACUCUUCCUCUCGUUCCUGGCGACAAAACAGCACCGGCUUCCAAGACAGUUAGUCCUGUAAUAAAAAAUGAAAAACCAAUAAAUGCUACGGUUAUGCCGAGUGCUAGCACUCGUGACGUUGUUGUGUUGAAAAACCGUACUGACCCUAGCAAUGAUAAGAAAAUUAGUGGGUUGGCUGCAAGUAGUGGACCAACGAUUUUACAAGUUUCGGAUCCUUUGUCUGGUAAACGCAAAGGAAUUGGUGGAUCUUUCGGAUCAGGAAAGAAAAUAAAGCCAACCAAUCUGACAGCACCCGUACAAAAUGAUAUUAAAAUCCACAAAAAUGGCACUUAUCCAGUCAGUCAGAUAAAUUCGAAUAAAACUCUUCCUCUCGUUCCUGGCGACAAAACAGCACCGGCUUCCAAGACAGUUAGUCCUGUAAUAAAAAAUGAAAAACCAAUAAAUGCUACGGUUAUGCCGAGUGCUAGCACUCGUGAUGUUGAGGUAUUGAAAAACCAUACCGACCCUAGCAAUGAAAAGAAAACUAGUGGUUUGGCUGCAAGUAGUAGACCAACGAUUUUACAGAUUUCGGAUCCUGCGUCUGCUAAGAACAAAGGCAUAAGUGGAUCUUCGGGUAACAAAAAAGUCAUUAAACCAAAUAAUGUGACAGUACCGAUAAAACCAUCUUUGGAAAAAAACAAAAAGAAUUCAGAGCCUUUACAGGGAAUUCCUUUUAACGAGUCUGCACCAUUGAGCGUAGGAAACAAAACUGCAAAUAUUCCAAAGACAAUGGACUUUGAUGUACUUAAUAGGUUACCCGUUAAUAGUACGAUCAGGCCAAAUGGUAGCAUUGUUGACGUUGUGGGACUAAAAAACCAUAAUGACCCUAAAAAAGAAAAGAAAACCAAGAUUUCUGAUCCCGUGUUUGGUAUAAAUGAAGGCAUAAAUGCAUUGUCUGCUACUGGAAAAGACAUUAUUUCAAGUAAUUCGACAGUGUUAGUAAAGCAUGAUAAAAAAACCGACAAAAACGAUACUGCUCACGUAAAUCACACAAAUUUGAAUAAUACUGAACCUUUGGGUCCUGGUAAAAAAACGGCAACAACUCCAAAGACAGUAGGUUCCGAAAAACAUAAUGAGAAACCAGUAAAUUUGCCGAGCGCUAGCAUGCGUGAUGUUAUAGUGCUGAAUAGUAGUACCGUUCCUAGUGUUGAGAAGAAGUUGAGUGGAUCAUCUGGUGCCAGUGGACCAUCUUCUACGUUAUCUGAUCUUAUAUCUGGAAAGAUUAAAAGCAUAAGCGGAUCUCCAAUCACUGGAAUAGAUAAAAAGCCGGUUCAUCUGACGAAUCCAUCUGAUAUAUCACAAUUGAAUCCCACUCGUCCCACUAAGAUUGUCAACAUUAAAUUUAGUGGACCUACAGUGGUCAAUGUUGUUAAAUCGAAAGAUGGGUCACGUCCCUUCGUUGUAGUCAAUGUUCCCUAUUAUCUACAAUAUCCUCGCAGUUUAUCAUCUCAUUCUCCACCAUCAACAAACAAAAUCAAUUCUCGGUCAGAUGAACUUAUUAACACCGAAGUUUCGCGCGUAAUUAAUGAUUCUUUCCAGAAACAGGCAACUAGUGUUUUCGAUUCGUACAAUGAUAAAACAACUGCAUCAUUCGACUCAACAGAUUAUGAUUUGUCUGGUGAUUCUGUAGUUGGAAUUAAGGAAAACAGUGGAAUUCCAACAUACCCUUCUAUGAACAGACCUCCUUUAAAUAGCAUUAAGCCUGGUUUGAACAUUAUCUCGAGUACUUCUUGUGUACGUGAAAUAGGCGAUGUUUUUCUGGAUAAUUUAACAUUGAUACAGCUUUAUGCCUCUGAUAGACCUCAACUGGACGAUAAUUACCCUGGAUAUAAAAUUACGUGUAUAAGAUGUUCGUCAAUUUCAAAUGGAUUGAGAAAAGAGUUGGGACUGACCAUUGUUCGUAGUGGAAAUGGAUGUAGAUAUAUUUUUGACCGAAGGGAACUUGAUCUCUCUAAUCUUUUGGGAUACUGCCAAAUAUUCGGUAGAAGAAGAAGGUGGAAUGAUCAGGCUGUACUUCCUUGUUAAACAUGAAUUUAUGACUUAUAUGU